Messenger RNA from Plasmopara halstedii, 747 nucleotides. RefSeq lists its product as uncharacterized. The record is from RefSeq and is a predicted model, not a curated record. Bases 1 to 747 code for a protein of 248 amino acids. NCBI's taxonomy places the organism in Eukaryota, Oomycota, Peronosporomycetes, Peronosporales, Peronosporaceae. The transcript has 5 exons.
AUGAUAAUCAUUUUUCCCCAAUUUUUGGCCACAUCAAUCCUGUCGACACCUGAAUUCGGUGUCGAGCGGCUAGUAUCAUGGCGAUUAACCCAAACGUCAGCUCGAAUUCUCGUACUCUUCUUGCCCGAGUACCACAUCGACAAUCAGAUCAUGAAAAAAAGAACGGAUUUACAAGUCUCAAAUAUCGUUACUAUCGUGUUCAUAUCCAUGGACACGUACACUGGUAAGCUCGAUGGUGGUGGUUGUGUCCUGCUGUUCGCUCCAAACCUGCCAGAAUAUAUCUUGGUUCACAACAAUGCCAAUGAUUACUGGGCUGUUCAACACAUUGCAAAUGUAGCAGUAACGCCAUACUUUGCGUCCAAUAUUUACAUACUGAUCUUUGAUCUGGUGUUAGCGCAUCCUAAUCGGUCCUACUCUCAGCAUGACGCUAAAUUUACCCUACAACUUUCUCCCAGUGAGCAGCUGCUCGCAAAAUUGGGUUCAGGACCGAAUGAAAACGAGCCAAACACGAGAUUGAGCCGCGCUCGAAAGCGUAUCAAGCUGAGCCGACGUGCCGACAGCAAAUUCCCUUGCGUUAAGCAAUUUCUGGACAAAAGCCUGAAUGACCAUUCGCUCCAGCAAAUGAAGACGAUGCAAAAAGCUGAGAAGCCCCCUCCGUUCGUCCAUAAUGAGCCUUCACUACUCGCGAGCGCUGCAGGUGACAUCGUUGUGUGGUCUACUGCAUUCCCGAUCACUAUGGUCAAAUGA